Messenger RNA from Penaeus vannamei (Pacific white shrimp), 493 nucleotides. NCBI's taxonomy places the organism in Eukaryota, Metazoa, Arthropoda, Malacostraca, Decapoda, Penaeidae. The record is from RefSeq and is a predicted model, not a curated record.
UGUAUUCUGUGUUUGCAUUCUUGGAGUAUAUAGUGGUGCUAACGAACAUGGGCUUCCACAUGGCUGCAUAUUACGACUUCCACAACCAUAAUCUUGUUGUUGCAGAAUGGAAAACUUCAAAUAGUUGACAAUCAGUGUGAGGAAUAACAUAACUCAAGAAGUCAAAAAGUCACUACCAAUAUUAUCCUCAGGGUGAUACAUUGUACUGUUAAACAUGAUCAUAUAAAGAGAUUGGUAAAAAUUGUCAAGAUUGUAACUUAAUCUAAAAUUAUCUGUUUGGCCUCGUGUAUUGAUUUGUAAAUAUUGAAAGAUUUUCCUUGGAGAAUUAUUGAAAUGGCUUGUUUAACAAAGCAAAUGGGAUUUAAGUCAAUUGUUUUGCUAGUUUUCUUUUCCUUUUCCCUUUCCUGUCCUUUCCUAUGCUCUGCUCUUCCUUGCCUCUUCUCCUUUCUCCUCUUUUCUCUUGUCCUCUUCUCUUUUCUCCUUUUGUUUUCUC